Siniperca chuatsi (mandarin fish) is the source of this 1515-nucleotide messenger RNA. RefSeq names its product monoacylglycerol O-acyltransferase 3b (gene mogat3b). The transcript is spliced from 9 exons. Bases 159 to 1169 code for a protein of 336 amino acids. Gene Ontology annotation, cellular component: endoplasmic reticulum membrane. The record is from RefSeq and is a predicted model, not a curated record. Gene Ontology annotation, molecular function: diacylglycerol O-acyltransferase activity. Gene Ontology annotation, biological process: triglyceride biosynthetic process. NCBI's taxonomy places the organism in Eukaryota, Metazoa, Chordata, Actinopteri, Centrarchiformes, Sinipercidae.
UGCUUGCCUGUGUGUCAAAGUAUUGGGGGAGUGGAUUUGUUAUCAGCAGCUUUACAUGAUCUGGUCAAAGUGCAUCCUGCAUUUCAAGCUUUUCCUGAACUGGUGAAUCUGCAUCCAUUCAAAUUAAAUUUGGAAUAAACUCUAAUAAGGUUGCAGGAAUGACUAAAGUAAAAACUCAGUGGAAGGAGUUUUUAGAGGCAGUAAGUGUUCUGCAAUGGGUACUAAGCUUUCUCUUCUUAGGAGUGGCUUGUAUUAUCUUGAUGGUGUAUUUUAUGUUUACCUCGCUGUGGCCGCUCUCCACUCUGUACUUCAUGUGGCUGGUGAUGGACUGGCAAACCCCUGAAAGAGGGGGCAGGAGAACGACAUUUGUGAGGAAGUGGAGGGUAUGGGAGCACUUCAGAGAUUUUUUUCCAGUCAAAUUCUCCCAUUCAAACACCUGCAAGAACCAGUUGGUGAAGACAGGCGAGCUGAAUCCAAACAAAAACUACAUCUUAGGUUGUCAUCCGCAUGGUAUCAUGAGUGCAGGAGCCUUUACCUGCUUCAGCACAGAGAGCUGUGGAUUCAAUGAGAUGUUUCCUGGGGUGCGAUCCUCCCUGGCGAUACUGGCAGGACUUUUCAGGAUACCACUCUUAAGAGAGUACAUAAUGUGUGCAGGUCUUUAUCCAGUCAGCAAGCCAAGCCUUGCCCACCUCCUUUCAAAAAGUGGCAAGGGAAAUGCAGUGGUGAUUGUUAUAGGGGGCGCUGCUGAGUCUCUGGCAUCCUCUCCUGGAGUCAACAUAGUGGUCAUGAGGCAGAGAAAGGGAUUUGUCAGGGUGGCCCUUGAGUUUGGGGCUGAUCUAGUGCCUGUUUACUCAUUCGGGGAGAAUGAGCUCUUUCGGCAGGUGAUUUUCUCAGAUGGCAGUCUAGGUCGGAGGUUACAGGACCUGUUUAAAAAGAUUAUGGGUUUCGCCCCGUGUCUAUUUGUUGGUGAGCGCUUGGCAUUCCUGCCCUACAAGACUCCAGUUACCGUUGUUGUGGGAAGUCCAAUCUCAGUGCCAAAGCGUGUCACACCAACUGAGGAGGAGGUCGACCACUACCAUAGACUUUACAUGGAGGCCCUGUCCAAGUUAUUCCAUGAACACAAGGUCAGCUGUGGGCUUUCUGAAACUCACAAGCUUCGGAUCAUUUAGACAUUUCUCUUCCACAUAAAAUGUUGCUGUUUUUAUUUGCUGCUUUUUUACAGUGUGGAUCUGAUGUGGUGAUGAACUUGAUCUUAAAUAAUAGAUUGAUCCUAUAGGUAUCUUUGUUCAUACUGUAAGAUCUAUUUGAAAUAUUUAACAUGAAUAUGCCUGAAUAAAAUUAUUAAGAUGUGAUGCCCAUUAUGUGGGAAUGCUGGUACGCAAAGCAGUGAAAACAUUGAUGGGGUCCUGGUAUGGCUAUAUUUAUCAUGUAUUUUCAUGAAUUGUGUAAAUGAGAUCCCAACGUGUGUGCUGCAGUUCUUACCUGCUGUUUACAUUAAAGUGUGACCAGGACCAA